Messenger RNA from Mercurialis annua (annual mercury), 1067 nucleotides. RefSeq lists its product as uncharacterized. NCBI's taxonomy places the organism in Eukaryota, Viridiplantae, Streptophyta, Magnoliopsida, Malpighiales, Euphorbiaceae. The record is from RefSeq and is a predicted model, not a curated record. Bases 120 to 875 code for a protein of 251 amino acids. The transcript has 10 exons.
AAUAUAAAAGAAAAGAAAAAAAGAAAAAGGGAAAAGCAUAAAAGCAGUGGAGUUGGAGGAUGACCGGAAACGGAGACGGAGAAGAAAACAAACAAAAGUGAGGGUUGAGAUUCAAGAAAAUGAGUAGCUAUAAUCCAAUGGAAUGGCUAAAUGAGAUGGUAACGGAGCCUUAUUAUCUCUUCCAUUUUCUCGCUUUCUUUUCCUACUUCAUCCUUCGCACAUCUCUCCUCUUCUCUCCUCAUCAUCUCCUUUAUCGUGAGAUUCAAGCAGUACUUGCACUAGCUGUUAUAGCUGCUAUUAAGUUCGUGAGAAAAGAAUCCUGGGAAGGGUUCGUUGCUGAAUUCUUGUUUUAUGCAAAGAUUCUUCUUGUCGCCGUUUCUUUGAUACUGGAUUACCAUUUAACUAUCUGGUACAUAAUCGUCUUUUCAGUUAUAUAUAUCUUGACACAACAGCCUGCCUUCAAGGGAUUAGGUGCUGCAACUAAAUUAACACCACUACAAUUAGAAACUAUGCUAACAGAAGGGAACACAUCAAGAUUCUGGUUGGUAGAAUUUCGUGCUUCGUACUCAUCUGCUUGUAUACGUGCAAGUCGUAGUUUGCCUGAGCUCUCAAUUAUAUACUCGAACAAGAAUUUAUCAUUCGGAAUUGUUGAUAUUGGACUCUUUCCAAAUGCAGCAGAAAAAUUUGGAAUUUCUCUUAGUGGGGGCAUGAGCCAACUUCCCACAUAUAUUUUAGUUGAGAAUGCUGCUGAGGUUACACGCUUUCCUGAUUGGGAUUUUGAGGCAAAAUCAUCACAUCCUCCUUUGACAAAGAAACUUCUCUCCAAGCAUUUUGAACUUGAUAGGCACCUUGUUGAAUAUUUACAUGAAAAAUAGAUACUGAAAAUCAAUUCUGUUAAAUUUUUGCUGUUUACAGCCCUAAAAUUUUUCAGUUGCUUCAUGCUACGACAAAGGUGUUGAACUGUUGCUAAGUCUCUGCUCUCAAUUUUGAUGGAAAUCUACAUUUUUAAGAACCAGUUGUACAAUGUGUUUUUGUUGAUAAUUUUACAAAAAUUUCUUUAGUUUAAA